AUGACCCAGGCUCCUUCUCGCCAUCUAGACCUGCCGCUGCCCACUCCAACCCGUCCAGACCCACCACCUGCCACCAAGUCGAAGCCAAUAUCCUCAUCAGACACAUGCACCACGAAGGUUGCAACAGAAGGUCCAUCAACUACCAGCCGAAAGCAAAAAGCUGUGCCUAUUCCUCGCAGCACUCGUGCCAAGACCAAGCCUAAACCACUGGCAACUGAAGCCUCUGCGGCACAUCUCAAGAUUGACACUGCCAUCAAUGAUGAUGAUGACACUUAUGAGUUUGCUGACCUCCCCUUGGUCUGUCUGAACGAUAACUGCAGGGAUCUUGUGCCGGCAGACCCCAAUAUUGAGCUGGUCAAACAGCUUCGACAGUGGAAUUCUUUCAAGAACACUAACCGCUGUUUGACAUCAGAGGGUCUACGGCUGGAGCUCGAGAUAUGCGCAGCACUUCGACAACUGCGUGAAGAAAAGCUCAAUAUUCAACGCGCCAAAGCACGAGGAUGGCCAACUAUCAUCACCUGGGAGACCGUCUCAGAUCGAGUCCUCCAAAUGGAGGCUGAGUUGAAUCUCAUGAUUCACGAUAAGAACACAAGGCGCUACAGUUUUUUCAACGACAUGUUUCUUGAAGAUCUUUCUUCCACAGGUCUGCAAAGUGACUCCGCCAAACGAGAAUUUUCCAAGCUGGCCAUCACUAGCAGACAGUGCAUACCGGCAAUGGUUACAAAUCACGCUCGUCCUGGAUACUACGGGGAGAAAGGAAAAGCGAUAAUCCAGUCUGCGAUAUUUUCCAUGUUCGACCAUGAACAGAUUUCCAACGAGGCCUUCGCUCCCUUGACUUCAAGUCUAGAAGAGGCAUAUGAAGAGAUGAUUGCUAGCGCUGAUUCAGGUGUUUCUUUGCAUCCAAUGACCGAAGAAGACUCACGCAUUGAAAGAAUUACACGCCAACACUGUGUAAUGGCUGCCGAGAAACGGGUUGAGAAGGUCGAGCGCUUCCACAAGGAGAUGAAUGAUGAAAUCGAGAAGGGAAAGGAGGAACAGAGGAUGCAUGACGAUUUAGCUGCAAAGAUUGCUGCCAAGCAGCGCGCAUGCAAAGUGCCUGUUGCUUCCAAAUCGCAACCAACAGCGGGUCCUUCAAAAUUUCCUGGAUCAUAUGAUGAUGCAGCAUAUGAAGACGACGACGAAUCAGAGCUCUCUGAACUGCCCGAGAGCAUCCAGGUUACCCCGGUACCACGGCCUAAACCUUCACGUGCACGACCAGCAAGGCGAAGGAUGAGCCAUCCGCCCCCACCGGGUCUUCGUCUGCUCUUCGGUCCUUCAUCUUCAGCCCUUCAUCUCUGCUCUUCAUCUCUGUUCUUCAAAGUGGUCUCUGCUCUUGGGUCUUCCAUCUUCAGCUCUUCGUCUUCGGCCCUUUGUCUCUGCUGUUGGGUCCUUCGUCUUCGGCUCUUUGUCUUUGGCUCUUUGUCUUUGGCUCUUCAUCUUCGGCCCUUUGUCUCUGCUCGCCGUUUCGAGCUCACUGAUCAAUUGCAACUGCUGUACUUUGCUUCGUGUCUUUCUGUUUAUGCAUUAGAUGUCUAUUUGUAUUUGCCUGUAACGUAUUAGCAC
Suillus subalutaceus is the source of this 1602-nucleotide messenger RNA. RefSeq lists its product as uncharacterized. The transcript is spliced from 8 exons. The coding region runs from base 1 to 1599 and encodes 532 amino acids. The record is from RefSeq and is a predicted model, not a curated record. Lineage: Eukaryota; Fungi; Basidiomycota; Agaricomycetes; Boletales; Suillaceae.